This is a messenger RNA of Cynoglossus semilaevis (tongue sole), 2764 nucleotides long. Its product is annotated as BCLAF1 and THRAP3 family member 3. The transcript has 12 exons. Gene Ontology annotation, biological process: positive regulation of transcription by RNA polymerase II. Bases 257 to 2374 code for a protein of 705 amino acids. Gene Ontology annotation, cellular component: mediator complex. Gene Ontology annotation, molecular function: transcription coregulator activity; DNA binding. Lineage: Eukaryota; Metazoa; Chordata; Actinopteri; Pleuronectiformes; Cynoglossidae. The record is from RefSeq and is a predicted model, not a curated record.
UUGUCAAAUUACUCCGUCACGGCAGUAUCCGGAAGACUACGCAACUAAUUAAAAUCGUAUACGCAGCUUAUUUUCGUUUACAUUUUCUCACUCACAGAUCACAAAUUACGGCUUAUUCAUAUAUGCGUGGUGUUUAAGAGGGGUAUUAUUUUAUCAGAUACAUUUGGGUGGUCGCGGAGUUGCGUUGCGGUCGUCUUCUCCACAGCUAACGUUAGUCGCGUUAGCUCGACGUGUGUCAGAGUCUAAGGUUAACAAAAUGUCCAGACCACGGUCCCGGUCUCCACACCGCAGGCGUUUACCAUGGGAGGAACGUGGUUUUAUCCCUGAUAAAGUCAUUGCACAACUAGAAGGAAAUUUCCCGGACAGGAGUCGACAGUACAGAGAGAAUCGGAAAGAACAGUGGGAUUGCAUCAGUGAAGACAUGUACACAGAAGCUGGAAGAAGAAUUACUCCAUUGAAAGAAGAUCGUAAGCUUGGACAUCAACGCCGUCCAGACAGGGAGGAGCUCCACUACAGGACACAAUCACCUCAUUAUGAUCCACCAGUUUAUGGUGGUCAGAGGCGAUACACAAUAGGGAAUGAAGAAAGACGAAGAGAAGGGCCUAAAGAACACUACCAGAGUUUUGCCACCAAAGUGAGGUUGUCCCCUUUACCCUUAGAGUCGAUUAGAGGAAAAUUCCACCCAACACAGGGCUGGAGCUGGGAUCAGGUCGGAGGGGAAUGGAGGUCCAGGGACAUCAAUCCCGGUGUGACAGGAGAAGGCCAGAGAGAAGCAGGUAGGGAAAAAAGGAGGCGGAACAUCAGUCCAACCAGAGACAGACGACAGGAAGAUCUGCAUCAAGAGAGGAGCCCUUCCAUUAAGAGGCACAGAAGAGAAAUGGGCAACACAAGUCAUCAUGGGUACAGGAAUAUGGAGGACUUUGGGAAUCAGCGUUACUCAGUGGACUCGUCCAGGGAUAGGUUCGGAGGUGACACUCGUGGAGAUAUUUUUAGACCAAUUGUGGUUGAGCACGAUCAUGGCAUGGUGAAGAACAGGAACUCACCACAGUGGGGAAAUGGUGACAAUCGCAGGGACGCAGACCUUAAACCACGGAGGAAUCCACUUCCACUAAUGUCCCUGUCUCUGCCUUUAACAUCGUCUGAUAGUCACUCAGAGGAUGGAGAAGAUUUGAGGGAGCGCUACUUCCAAGAUACCAGGAGAGACUCCGUCAACCCAGUGUUGAACACAAGUCCUGUGUUAGAUGACAAAUGCAACGCUAUGAAACAUGAUAACGACGAUCGAUCUGUGACUCGCAAGUGGAGAGAUGGGCCUCACCCUACUAGAGGAAGAUUUAACCCUGCACAAAAAGAAAAGCCCAUAGUUUACAGAAAUCAACCCCGACCAGUGCAGUCUGGGGAAGGAUUUCAAAGUCAUCCCCAUGAAGAGCAUCAACCAGGAUACAGAGAGUUCCGAGAGAGUGCUCACUAUAAGCCCAAGAAGGAGGAGCAUGGCCACAUGGAAGGAAACUGGACGCGCGAAAGGACCAACAAACUGGAUCGACUUCAGGGGAUUGACCUGGACCCCAAAAUGCCACGGGCACGGCAGGAAAAGAGAGCCAACAACACGGCAUCGGCAAUUGAGGAAACUUUAACCAUUAAAGUGGACAUGACCAGACCAGUUAAUGAGAACAGUUUGUUGUGUUACUCCUCAGACAGGCAGCUCUCCUUAGACCUGGUCAACGUGGGCCGUCAGCGUCUGGACUUCCUGCCCAUGUUAGAAACCUCAGGGACGUACAAGGAGAAGACGGUGCACACUGGGACAUUUGCCCAGGAGAUCAUUACUCUUGUGCACCAUGUAAAAGAGCACUAUUUCAGAGGUGACAGCAUCACGCUGAAUGAGCGUUUCUCCGCUCCCCAAGAGGGCGGUCUCUCUGAGGAAGAGAUGAUGGAGCUCACGCUGGACCAGAGGUUCACUUCUCACCGAGGUUUCAGCCUGAACCUGAACUCUCCUCUGGUUGCUAAUGAGUCUCAGUUUUCUGGACAAGGCUCUGUGCAAGAUUUUAACCAGCAGCCAGUGCGAGGCCCAGGGGAUCUGAGGCAUGACCUGGAGAGGAGACGGCAGGAGAGACUAGAGGGAGUGAAAGUCACAAUACCUGGUAGUAGCAGCACAUCACAGCGCCCCGCUGGUACAACCAGCGUUCCUGGUUUAAAAUUUGUUGACAACUUGUCACCUGUGGAAGACGAGGGUUUCAGUAGAGCAGAAGGCAUCAUGAGAAAAGGAGUUUCACACGGACAGAACACAGGCUUCCAGGGCAGGAACAACCGCUUUAGUAACCGUGUUGGACCAAUGAGACGACAGAACAACCACAUCAACAAUAAAGGUCAACAUUGGUAAUUGGACAGUUUGAUUGUCAUUGGAUCAUAGUACAUUUACAAAUGACUGAAAACACAGGAAGUACUGUUGUUUCUGACAUAUUUUGGUUUUUUUCUCUCACCUCCAUCUCCUUUAGUUUUCAUCUUUAGUUUUUAAUUUUCUUUUGUUUUAAAUAUGUCUAAUAAAUGACUGUUAAAUGAAAGGUUAAUCAAUGUUUCCUUCUCAUGGCACAGAUUUGUCCUUUACAAUUCUGUUCUCCACCUUCUUCUUCAUAUUGCACUUAUUCUUCUCAUUAACAACUGCGUAAACUUGUUCUUCAGCGUCUUUGUUCUUCAACAUGGCCUGAAAUUAGCGGUAGUGAUGCUCGUUUCUCUACCAGUCAAGACUAUAUAAAUAAAACAUUUAAUGUUU